AAAUCGACGGGCCUGGUUACGACGACGAGGGUGACGCACGCGACGCCAGCGGCCCUUUACGCCCACGCAGCCAGCCGUUACUGGGAGGACGAUGGCAAGGUGCCACCUGCUGCGCGAACCUCCUGCAAGGACAUCGCGCGUCAGCUGCUCGAGGACGAACCCGGCCGUAACAUCAACGUGGUGCUCGGCGGCGGUAGACGUCAUUUCGUGCCGAAAGUGGUCCAGGAUGUGGAGGAGCCGGAUAAAGAGGGCCGACGAUUGGACGGAAGAAAUCUGAUCGAGGAAUGGUCGAGGAACCAUCGGCUGCGGAACGUCGCCGCGAAAUUCGUGGCGAACAAGGAGCAGUUCGACAACGUUGACCCACGGAAAGUGAACCAUCUGCUCGGGCUGUUCUCUUAUUCUCACAUGGACUUCAACGUUGACCGAAAUACGAACGGAAGUGGCGACCCAUCGCUGGCAGAAAUGACGAUAAAGGCGCUUCGUAUACUUGCGAAAAAUUCCGAAGGAUACUUCCUCUUCGUCGAAGGUACGUAUAAUACAAGCGGAAAGACUUACGAUUCCAACUAUUUCACGUAACGUGUCG
Molecule: messenger RNA, 583 nt
Organism: Heterotrigona itama
Lineage: Eukaryota; Metazoa; Arthropoda; Insecta; Hymenoptera; Apidae
Source: the annotation of a GenBank genome assembly